AUGCGCACCACGUUAGUGCUAUGCGCGUGCAGCGUCGCCACCGCGCUCGUGCCUGACGGCAGCGCCACACAACGAAUGAAACCGCAAAAGGUCGCGACGCUCGAACCGCCGCGCGUGGCGGCGCUGCCCAAGCUCCAAUCAUUGCCGCGGCCGGGCCUCGCCGCCGUAGAGGCCCAGCUCGCGCGUUUGACUCGGGACCCGCAAGAGCUCCUCGAGGCCGUCGUCGGUCUGCCGGGCCCGGAGACCUCGUACGACCGCGACACGUUGGUCGACUUUUGGGCGCGCAGACCGGAGAAGGUGGUCAAGCGGGUCUUUGAUUUCCUGAACGCGUUCCGACGGACGCGGAAGGCGUGGUCCGACGCGGACGGCGACCGCGGGAGUAUAUUAAGGGCCGAGCUCGCGCAUCUGGGGCCCGUGGCGGUCAAGCUCGGCCAGACGCUGUCGCAGCGCCCGGAUAUUCUGCCCGAGGACGUCUGCGAGGCGUUGAAGGGGCUCCAAACGCAGAACCUGCCCUUUCCCGACGACGAGGCCUUCCAGGUCAUCGCUGAAGAUUAUAACGCGCCCGGACCGCUCGCGCCGGGCCACCCCUUCGCCCACGGCGAUCCGAAUGCCAAACCGCUCUUCGCGGAGUUUGGCCACACGUCCGUCGCUGCGGCAUCGCUCGGCCAGGUCUACAAGGCCCGCACGUGGGACGGCCGCGACAUUGCGGUGAAGGUCCAGCGGCCCGACGCCAUGCGCCGCUGUUUGUUGGACGGCGCGGUCAUUAUUCUGGCUCUGAAAGCGCUUCAGGGCCGCUACUGGAACGGCGACCUUCUCGCGAUCUUCGACGAGACGGCGGGCGGCGUCAUCGAGGAAUUAGAUUUUAGAAGAGAGGCCCAGAACGCGAAGACGUUUGGUGAGUCCAUCGCCUGGCUUGGAUACGCGCGCGUACCGGAGACGCUGCCCGAGCUGACGACGCGGCGCGCCCUGGCCAUGGAGUGGAUCGAGGGGCGACACCUGCAAGAUUUGAAGCCCGAAGAAGCGGCGCGGAUGACUUAUAUGGCCGUUGAGGCCGUGACGGCUGGACUGUGUCUGACUGGAUUGGUUCAUGCCGAUCCUCACGAGGGGAACAUCAUGCUGGCGGACAACGGCGACCUGGUGUUCCUGGAUUUCGGCCUGAUGUCCCGCGUCGACGCGGAUAUCUGCGAAGCCUUUGCCGCCGGGAUCCAGUGCGUCCUCGCCAAGGAUUAUGUGGGUUUGGUCCAGGCUUUUCAGGACACGGGCUUCGUCGGGAGCCCGAUUAAUUGGCGCGCCAAGGACGGAGACGCCUGGCAGGACUACCAUCCUUCUGGUAAACCUCUGCCCGCGGUCAUGGCCGAGGAGGUCGAGCGGCGCAUGAGUGCGGCGCCCGAGACGGGGUCGCGCUUCGGCGCCUUGGCCGCGGUGCUGGGCGACAUGGGCUUUACCUGGUACAUGUUCACGCCGCCCUACAUCAUUUUACUGACGCGGACGUUCCUGACGCUGGAGGGGAUCGCCAACCAAGUCGACCCGGCUUUUAACGUGUAUGAGGUCGCGCUCCCGUGGGCGGUGCGCCGGGCCUUGGCGCCGUCUACCGUUAAAGGUGCCGCGACGCUGCGUUCGAGCAUCUUGACAGACGACGGCACGUUCCAGUGGGGGCGCGUCGACGACCUCGUCGCGGAGGCGACCGCCGACAAUUCGCCGGAACCGGCGCCGACGGCGGAGAUGGACGCGCCUAGCUCGGGCCGCGGCCGCCUCAUGGCGGCCGAAGCGGCCCAGGCGAAGCCCCAGUUCGAGGGAGCGGACGCCGCGGCCCAGGCCGUCCACGCGGCCAAGCCGGCCGACGCGCUGACGACGGUCCUGGGCUCGCCGGCGGGCUCCACGUUGCGGCGCGUCGCGCGCGACCUCGACUCGACUGAUCUGCUGAUCGGUCUGGCGCGCCGGCGGAACCGGCCGGCGCGACGUCUCGCCGUCGCGCGGCUAUCAGCCGCCAUCGACGCGUGGUGGACGAAAGAACCAGUAGCAGAGACAUCCGCGGUCGCGUGGCCGCGGAGCUCCGACGCGCUGCGCCGCGACGCGCGGCAACGAAAAUACGCGGGGCGGGUCGCGCGACUCCUCCUGCGCGGCCACGCCGGCCGCCAGCUGUCGGCGGGCACGCGCGGCCUGCGCGCGACGGCUGCCCUCGCGUGGGUGGCGGUGAGGGUAUCGGUUGACGCGGCGGCGCGCUCGCUCUGGCGAGGGGUCCGGUCCCUCGGGAGAUCUAAUGUGCAAACAUAA
Pelagomonas calceolata is the source of this 2274-nucleotide messenger RNA. NCBI's taxonomy places the organism in Eukaryota, Pelagophyceae, Pelagomonadales, Pelagomonadaceae. The record is from the annotation of a GenBank genome assembly.